Sphenostylis stenocarpa is the source of this 1284-nucleotide messenger RNA. NCBI's taxonomy places the organism in Eukaryota, Viridiplantae, Streptophyta, Magnoliopsida, Fabales, Fabaceae. The record is from the annotation of a GenBank genome assembly.
AUGAAGAAGCUCUGUCCCAAUCUUACUCGCGAGGAUGGGCUCGAAACGGUGCUGGAGGUUCCCAUUCCAGAGGAGAUUUUCGCCAUCAAAAGUGGAACCAGCAGAGCUUGGCAUAACAUGAAGUCAUGGAUGAAGCCAAACGUUGAAUCUACUAGAUCAUCAUCACUCUUUGGAGACCAAAAUACUGAUAUCCAACUCUUGCUUGGUGUUGUUGGAGCACCGUUGAUCCCUCUCCCCAUCACCUCUCACAACCAACCCAUCACCAUUAAAUCCCAUAACAUUGAGGCUUCGAUGGCGAAAUACAUAGUGAAACAGUACGUGGCAGCUGUGGGGGGAGAGAGUGCUUUGAAUCGGGUGGAAAGCAUGUAUGCGAUGGGGGAGGUGAGAUUAGUGGCAUCAGAGUUUUCAGGAGGGGAAGAAUGUGUGAGUAGGAAGAAGAUGGUGAAGAUGAAGAAGGUGCAGAUGAAAGGGGAAGUGGGAGGGUUUGUUGUGUGGCAGAAGAAGCCAGAACUGUGGUGUUUGGAGCUGGUCGUUUCUGGGUACAAAAUCAGUGCCGGGAGUGACGGGAAAGUGGCAUGGAGGCAAACACCUUGGCACCAUUCUCAUGCCUCUCGAGGCCCACCAAGACCACUUAGGCGUUUACUUCAGGGUCUUGAUCCAAGGUCCACAGCCAAUUUGUUCAACAACUCCAUAUGCAUUGGAGAGAAGACAGUGAAUAAUGAAGAAUGUUUCAUAUUGAAACUUGAAGCCGAUUCCAAUUCACUUCGAACAAGAAGUAGCAGCAACGUAGAGAUUAUUCGCCACACGGUGUGGGGCUACUUCAGCCAAAGAACAGGUGUUUUGAUCCAAUUAGAAGACUCUCACUUGCUCAAACUCAAAACCACAACAAGUGAUGCUAUAUUCUGGGAAACCAAAAUGGAGUCCCUAAUACAAGACUACAAAACUGUGGAUGGCAUUAACAUAGCACAUGCAGGAAAAACAUGGGUGACAUUGUCUAGGUUUGGUGAAGGCCCUGAGAGCCACUCCAAAACUAGAAUAAAAGAAGUUUGGAAGAUUGAAGAAGUGGAUUUUAACAUCAAAGGGUUGUCCAUGGAUUGCUUCCUACCACCUGGUGAUUUGAAGAAAGAGGAAGAAAAAGUGGUACAAGACUGUAGGGCUGCUGCAAGCAAUACAAAGUUACCUUACAAGAUCCAAUCUGCUUCUUUUAAGAUUAGUGUUUCCAAAGUAGCUGCCGUUAAUGUGGAUGAUUCAAGUGCUAGUGAAAGUGAUGAUGAAGACAUGUAA